Molecule: messenger RNA, 2659 nt
Organism: Stomoxys calcitrans (stable fly)
Lineage: Eukaryota; Metazoa; Arthropoda; Insecta; Diptera; Muscidae
Gene: tub
Product: protein Tube
Exons: 2
Coding region: 256-1788 (510 amino acids)
Biological process (GO): signal transduction
Molecular function (GO): protein binding
Source: RefSeq, a predicted model, not a curated record
CAUUGCUGAAGCAAACAGCUGUUCGUGCAAAUUAAGACCAGUAGGAUACAUUGAUAGAUUAAAUUAGCUUGUAUAUCAGAAAGUUAAUUGCAAAAAUUUCUUCAAAAUAAGCUUCUUUCAGUCGACCUGUUGAUUAAAAUUUCGUAAAUAAAAUUAUAACGAACAUAUAAUGUCUGUGACAUUUUGUGCACUAGCAGCGUAACUAAGAAACAGCGAAAGUAAUUAUCGGAAAAAAGAAUAACUGGUGAACCAAAAAUGUCCACUUAUUGUCGUGACACCGAAUUAAGGAAUGUACAAACUAAUGAUUUAUACAAACUGGCUGUCAUCUUAGACGAUAAUGAUUAUUGGAAAAAGUUAAUGGAAGCCAUACCGAAGGAUAUAAAUAACAAAACAUUUGGAUCUCCUUUGCACCCUAUCUUUGAUGAUAACGGAGGAAGAAAAUAUUCCAAUGACCAUAUACGUCUUAUACAGAACGCUUUUAAAAGAACAGGAGAAUCAAGACUGUGUCCCCAAAUAUUAUUCGAUGAGUGGGGCUCCUCCGGACGCAAAAACGAGCGGCCAACAUUAGGCGUGCUUUUAAAUUUACUAUUAAAGGCACAGCUUUUUCGUGCUGCAGAUUUUGUGGCAGAGAAUUUUCUUGGAGAGCCUAAACCUCCUCGGCCCACGGAUGGACCCGGCGCUGAAAUCACUUGUGAAUUACCAUCUACUAUAUAUGAGGAUAUCUGUGAAAUGGCUAAUGACAGUCAAAAUUAUCCUGGAACUGAACUUAUACUACAAAAUGCAAAUUUUGGAAAUAGUUUAAUGGACAACAACAAAGAUUACUAUACAAAAUAUCGAGAUCCAAUUGAAAAGAUAUUUGCUCCGGCCUUUGCAUCUGCUAAUGACAAUGGUGUAGCUCCAAAACCUCCACCGAGAUUACACAAAUCAGUGAAGCACUUGGAAAAACAGAAACAAAGCCAGAAGAAAAAAGCAAAUCACACAUAUGUUCCACAUACAAACCUUUUUGAUGAAACUGCCAAAAUUACUAACCAUCACAAUAUAUUUACCAUAAACGAAUAUGAACCUCCUCCCCAAGAACUAUCCAGUUUGGUAACACCAGCAAUGCCAUCCGAUAAUUUGCCAAAGAUAUCAUUGCUGUUGGAAUCUACCAACAGUAAAUUGGGUAAUUCUCUAAUGUCCUCCGAAGACUCUACCCCUAAGCUAAGUUUUUUAAUAGGAAAUUCCAUUCGAUUGUCAGACACAUCUGAGGAAAUACGGAACUGUACAGAUAGUGCCCCAAAUAUUGAAUAUAAGGCUAGAGACGACUUAAAUUCAACUUUUAGUGACAUUCCCCACAGUAAACAACAUAGUCAUGACUUGCCUGCCAUAAGUGCAUUAAAUUUGAAUGGCGAGAGAGAUCCUUUAAGCUAUAGCAACAGCAUUAAAAAUGUACCAUCUGUUGCUUUAAAUUUCAAAGCUAGUAGCCAAGAUACCGAUGAACAUGUUCAUAUAUCAUCUGCGACCAAAGGAAAGAAUAGUGACACACAUAUUGACACAGAUAUUGGUGCCGUAGGUAAUAUAGUUGAUGAUAGCGAUAAUUCCGAAGUUGACGAAGACAAUGACGUUGAUGUUUAUAUAGAAGAUGACGAUGCGGAUGUUCCAAAUUUAAGCAUAUUUAAUGAUUCAAGCUUAACAAGUGUGACUAACACAAGUGGAGAAAACAGUUUCGAACAGAACAACGACAGUAGACCCACGUCUACAGAUAACAUGCUACCACUCACUACAGAAGGCAUUCCAAUUACAAAUUAAUUUUAACAGUUCUUUAUAUUUCUAAUUUUUAUAAGCUUAAACAAAUUGAAUUGUUAACUUAUGGAGAUUUUUAUAAAUAUAGACGAAGACAAUAUCGUUGAUGUUUAUAUCGAAGAUGACGACGCGGACGUUCUAAAUUUAAGCAUAUUUAAUGAUUCAAGCUUAACGAAUGUGACUAACUCAACGAUGGUAGACCCACGUCUACAGAUAACACGAUACUACUCACUUCAGAAUGCAUUCCAAUUAUAAAUUAAUUUGAAUAGUUCUUUAUAUUUCUAAUUUUUAUAAGCUUGAACAAAUUGAAUGGUUAACAUAUGGAGAUUUUUAAUUUUUUUUCUAAAUAUUUUCCGCCUUAUUAACAGAACUUAAUGUAGAUUUAAAUUAGGUUUCUUUGGCAUAUUUUCUUUAUAGAACUAUAAAAUAAACAUAUUUUAAGGCUUCAUAAAGUUUUGUAAAUUAGGCCGUUUAUGUAUACUUUGUAUAUAACAUGUUGCAAAUUAUCUAUGGAAUUAAGUAUAGACAUAUAUAUAUAUAUAUAAAUCGGCAAAUGUGUAUUUUUUUCUGGAUUGUAUACGAUUAAUCUGCUUUUUUCACGGAAGUUUGUGAUUACAAAUCGUAUGCAAUUCGUGCUAUGCAUAUGUUCAUUCUCCGGUUCAUUUCUUUUACAACACAUUUCGUUGGACUUAUGCAACCAAUAACAAAAAUAAUUAGUAACAUGCAUAAUACAAUUAAAUUAAAAAAAAAAAAAACUUUCAAUGCAGUUUAAAUAAAUUACAAUUAUAAUAAACGAAAUAAAAUGUACAAUUAAAAUGAAUAUUUAUUGCCUGUAACAUAGUAAAAUAUAUAAAUAAAAAGUAAUCUUUACUGCAUA